Messenger RNA from Lucilia sericata (common green bottle fly), 9278 nucleotides. Its product is annotated as serine/arginine repetitive matrix protein 2-like. Bases 607 to 6348 code for a protein of 1913 amino acids. The record is from RefSeq and is a predicted model, not a curated record. Lineage: Eukaryota; Metazoa; Arthropoda; Insecta; Diptera; Calliphoridae. The transcript is spliced from 9 exons.
AAAAAAAUCCACGAAUGUAACGAAAUAAAAAGUACCUACUAGAUACUUACUUACUAAAUAAAACAAAAAGAAGAGUAAGCUAAACGAUCAGUGCGAAAAAAAAAAGAUACAAAAUUUAAAAGUUGUUGAGUUGAAAUUUAAAAAAAAAAUUAAUCGUGGAAGUGAAUGAAUGGCAUGAAUGACUUUUUGUUGUUGUGUUAAUGUGUUUUAAAUUAAAGUGGUGUUUGUGUUCGUUUUGCGGCAUCUAAGAGGAAAAAUACUAACAUUUAGUAGAAUUUUGUUGCAACAUUUGCACGAAUCUGCACAAAAAAGCACGUUUUUCUUGAAAGAAAACGUAAAAUACAAACAAAAAAAUGUAUGUGAAUUUGAAAAAGUCUAAUUAAAAUUGCAAAAUUUAUAUUAUAUAUAACUCGUUCACAACGUGUACAACAACAACUACAAACAAAUGACUCAAGAUCAUCACCAUCCAGCACAGCCCUAAAUGCAAUAACGCAGCAACAACAACAACAAGAUUUGAACUCUGAAAUAAGAACAGUUGAAACCAACGGUCAUACGAUUAAAACGAACGGUGAAGAUAAGGAGCAGCAACAAGAACAAGAAGAAGAAAUGACCAAUAACUCGGGUAAAAAAUCAAAGACAACUGCAACGACAACAACCAAUUCAAAAGAAUUAAAAAUAAAUAUUCCACUAACCAGCGACACAACAUCAACAACGCCAUCAUCAACUAUUGCAGCCACACCAGCAGCAGCAGUUGCAGCUGCUGCUCCCGACUCUAAAUGUUCAAGUACUGCAGCUUCUUCCUCUGCCUGUCCAACUGCAAUGUCUGCCUUACAACACAAAUUAAUGGAACAUCAUCAUCAUAAUCAUCAUGUGCAUCAACAACAAACAUGUGCUUCUUCUUUGCAACAAUUGAAAAUUUCCAAUAAACACAAUUUUAUCAAUUCAAAUAAUUUUAAUAAUAAUUUAAAUCUUAUUAAUAACAUAAAUAAUCAUCAUAAUUGUAAUAAUAACUAUGCCACGCCCACUGCUUCAUCAGUUCUUAAGCAACGUAAACAAAAUGCAAAUUCUACUACUACUACUACUACAAAUUGUUCUUCUUCAAUUCCUACUACAACUGCAAUUCUAUCACCAUCAUCAAAAUUUCGCAAAUGUCCUCUAUCACCGCUUAUAAUCACUACAAAUGCACCAUUAUUUUCAAACACUUCAUCGUCAUUGUCAUCACCCUCACAGCAAUUGGUGACUUCAGGGCCAGUGUCUCAGCAGCAACACUUUAUGAAAUUAUCACCGGCCAGUCCUAUACUGGGUCUGACACUUUCACCUUUAUCGCCAAAUUCUUCUUCGACGUGUUCCUCGUCAGUGCAUUUAGUGCGUACCACGAAAACCACACGUUUACGUGCCGCCGCACUGGACAAGAAAAAGGACGAAGAGAAACAAUUGCAACAGCAGCAACGUUUUACCUCCCCAACAUCACCUAAACCACAACAACAUCACUCACGUGCUUCACCCUCUAGCUGCUCUUCGGAUUAUCAAAAACUUACCAGUGGCUCGGAAGCAGAACAUCACAAAAUGUCCUCGGCUAAUAGUUCACCCACACAUCGUGGCAACAAGAAACUGAUACCCUCUGUAUCCGUUUCAAUGAAACAGAAUCUUAGUGAAACCCACUGCACAGCCUCACGUUCGAAUAGCUUACGCUCGAAUGCCAAUUCACCUAAAUCACCCAAACUGAAAUCACAAAGUAGCAGCACAGAAUGUACGGUAAAAAUUACCGCUUCUCCUAAAGUGAAAACAAAAUCGGCAAGUAACCAAAAAUCAUCACCCACACACAAUGAAGAUUAUAUUGAUGCUGAUUUUAUGGAAAUUAAUGAUUUACCUGUAAGUCCUUUGGGACCGGAAGAUGAGGGUAGUACGGCCACUAGACCACGUUGUUCUACCAUGUAUACCGAUUCGGAUAAAUCGAAAUCAUCGCUAAGUAAUGGCGGUCAAAAUAAUGAAAAACUUUUGGAAUUGAGCCCUGUACACAAAAGUAGAACUUGUAAUAGAUCACCUAGACGUAAUGAGGAUCGUGAUAAGUCUUCGAAACGUAAAUCGAAUUUAAAUCGUUCGCAAAAUGAAGAGGCAACACCAGAUGGUGAUGACUCUGCUAUGCGUAGAAGAAGACGCCGUGAAAUGGGCAUGUCACGUCCUUUGGUACCCAAUGAUGAUGCCUCGCUUAAGGCUUUGAUUUCACCACAAAAGACACGUGUGCCAUCACCCACAAAACCAGCCAUACGCAAUGAUUUAUCCUAUCACAUGGAAAUGGCCAGAAGAGGUUUAGAUUUGGCUACUACUUCAGAACGUCGUAGAGCUCAAACAGCCAGCCCGAAAAAUAUUAAAGAUAGUCCGUCCCCUAAAUCUUCUUAUCCGCCUACCAGAAUAAGUAAACGCAGUGAUACUGUGGCCAUAGGUGAAUUGCGUAAGGAACGUUCCUCAGAGGUAAAUCGUAAACUUAAUGAACGUACUCGCACUGGUCUGGAGGAAAUUAUGAAAAUAGUGGAAAAUGUUAGUGAUAGUUGCUCACCAAAUCCUACAAAUGCUAUAGCAGAUUUAACCCAGAGUAUGAAUCGUUUGAGAGCCAGCCAAGAGCGUGAGCGGCAAAAUGAAACAGAAUCUCUUAAUUUGCCCAGCAAUAAGGGAGAAGAACAACGCCGACCCUCACCUGUAAAACAUGCCACUUUUGUGCAGGAAGAAUGUAUUUACUAUGAACCUGAUCCUUUAGAACAUAUCGAAAUGUCCAAUGGUGAGGCGGAACAUUUGAAAGGUGGCAUGAUGCGUUCUUUGCGUAUGCUAAAAGCAAAGAGCAUAGAGAGAGAAACUGCUGCUUUUGAACCAGCCAAACUUUCGCCCAUUUUAAGACGUAAAAGUACUGAUUGUCCUCCCAACUCACUAAACCAAGGAAGCACCAUAACAGCCACACCCAAUCAUAUCGUUUCAAUACUUAAGAAAAAAGAUCAUCUCUCGGCAGGAGAAUCUAGUUCAGCUUCAAGUAAUGCCUCACCGGUCACCUUUUCGUCAAGUGUCAUGGAUACUCCCUCGAAACAAAAACGAGCUGGUAUACUCAAAAAACGUUCAUCUUUAGAUGAAUCGCGCUAUUAUUCACGCUCUCAUUCUCCAGAUGAACGUAGUAUUUUGAUCAAAUCAGCUCGUCGCAAUUCGCUCGAAGAAGUAGCUAAUGGCAGUUCAUCCUCCUCCUCCGCACAAGGAGCAGGUCAUCAUGGCAUACUAAAGCAAAGCAGUUAUGACAGCUCUAAAAGUGAUGGUUGUCCUUCUGCCAGUAGAGAACCUCAACAACCUCAUAGUAUACUCAAGAAAAAAGACUCCACAUCAACUCCCUCAGAUGGAGCAGAUCAUGCUCCUAAACAUGUAUCGAUCUCUCAAGCUGUGAUUUUAGCAGCAGCCGAACUUUCAGCUGCUGUUGAAACUGGUGACAAGUUUCCCAAUGAUGACAACUAUACACCCAAUAAUGAAGAGUACGAUAUAAAACCUAUACUUAAAUUGGAUUCUUCCAUGGGGGAUGAGUCGGUUAAACCGCCUAAACCCAUAUUGAAGAAAAAAUCUUCCGGUGAUUCGGAUGAACAUGAAAUAAAACCCAUACUAAAGACUUCCCGCAAAUCCAGUAGGGAGGAAUUUGAAUUUGGUCCUUACUCGGAUAGCGAAAGCCAACAGGAACCUCAAGUUAGGCCUAUACUUAAAACAGACUCACCCUCAAAACGUCGCUCGUUAGGAGAACCCGAUACCAAUAGCCCACAUCAAGAGGGUGAACAACGUGAAACGUUAUCACCCUUCCUGCUCAAAAGACGUACACGUUCUCUUGAACGUCACGAUCAAGCACCUGUGAUCGAUUUAGCUGCUGCUCUCAAUGCUAUCGCUACCUCACAAGCUCUGCCCAGUGAAUUGGUUUCUUCAUUGACCAACUCGACGGCUGGCUCUAAUAUAUCAGUAGCUGAACGUAUAAAAUCUGUUGAAAAGUUCCUUGCCAAUCAGAGUGGCGUACGAUCAUCGCCGGGUGAAUCGGCAUCAGCUACAGCUGCUGUUAACACCUCGUGGGAAUCCCCGCUACAAAAUGAUCCGAAUAGCUCGUAUAAUACUGCUGGUAGUGUUAAAAUUCUAAAACCCAGUGUCAUAAGACGUGAUCUCUAUAAGGAUAGAUUUAAAACUCAACCAGUGACGAGUGAUGAAAAGAAUUUCUUUAAAAACAACGUGUCUUCUAACAACGACACUUUACCUACUGGUUCUGCUUUUAAACCGGCUCAAUCGUUAGAAGGUCUUGGUUUUGCUCAUUUAUCCUCACACGGCAAUCAAUCGCCCAACGCCCCGCCCUCAGCAUUUACCCUAACGCGUUCAUUUACCCAACCGCUCUCUAGUUCGAUAAAUUCACCACCUCAAUCGUCGUCAUCGUUUAAGGCCGGUAUACCAGUUCCUUUACCGCGUAAAUCGCCAGCACGUUCUAGUCUGCUCUGUUCGCAAGACACCGCCAAUUUAACACUAUCGUUUACGGGCGAUUCGGGCUUAUCGUGUAAUAGUAAUAGUGAACGUAUCUUUGAAAUGUCUAGUCUAGAACAAGAUGUAGAUAUGGCUGAAAAUCAAGAGCCAAAAACCCCCUUAAAUAAAGACUCUUCGGAGUCGUCGGCCUCGUCGGGUGGUGUAGUGCGUACGAAUAGUGUGAGAGCUAGGGCGAAUAUGUUCCAGCAAAUGCAAGAGAAGACGAAUAAUGGCGCGGCCUUGAAUCGGGAGGAACGUACAUCACCGAAAAGAGUACCGCGUCGUUUAUCACCUUCUCCAGCUGUUAAUACGGAUGAACCUAAAACACCAAAUAAUCCUCCUCCAGAUGAUGAAAUCGAACCCUCUUCUUUGCCAGUAUCGGAACGUUUGAGAUUUUUCAGCAGUUUAAGUGAAGCUGGUAAACGUAGCUCCUGUUCUUUUACACGAAGUCCACCAUUUAAUUCCAUAGAACGUAGUUCAAGCAUUGGUUCCUAUCACUACUACAUGGCGACCACACCACGCAGCAGUACAAGUCUAAGCAGUGCCAGCGUUACACCAACACCCAUGGAGUGUCCUCUGCCUAUUUUCAUUGAAUCACCCACGAUAUUGAGAAAGGAUAGUUCGGCUUCUAGAGAGGCAAAUGAGCCUGUUGUGCCAGCUGCAGAGCCGCCACAUGAUUUAACCGAUUCACGUUUUGCCAUUAAAGCCGAUAUAGUGAAAACUUCACCAUUUUUACAGGUUAACAAACAGGCUUUACCCAUACCGGCACAUGUGGCAGAAACAGAAACCACGCCUACUUCUACCUUAACGCCCACUAUGAAACGUAUUAAACUGAAGACUAUUGGCAAGCUAAUGUUACCCUCAACCUUUCUUAAUAAUGAUCGUAAUAAUAACAAUUCCAAAGAGUCUUCUUCCAAUAGGGAAUCUUCUUCGGCCACCGAUAGCAAUGGUGAAAAUGAAAAUUCUGGUCCACCGAAAAAGAUCGGUAAAAUAAAGUCUCCCUUUAUAGAGAACUGCAAUCAGAAGCAACAGAAACAAAUGCAAAUCAAUACCAAGUGUAUGAAGUUCGACUACAAUAAUAAAACACAAAACUCUUUGACGGCUUUAACUUCCCUGGAAAAUAGUGCAGAUCAUCAUAAUAUGGAUAUAUCCUCGAACUCCAAUGGCAUUAGUAAUGGCAAUGGUUUGAAUCAAAGAAAAUAUCAGAAUUCUUCACUGCAAAUAAAUGGUCAUCAUCACAAUGAAGAUUUUAGCACCGAUUCGGGUAAAGAGAAUGUAGAUACAUCUCUGCAAGAACAAACUACUCCAGUGGUGGAAAUGCGUCGCAAAUUCACACGCAAAGCCAAUACAUCACAAUCUUUUAAUACCAGCAAUGGAAGUGGCAUAUCACGUCAACUAACCCCCAGAUCAGCUUCACUAAAUGGACCACAUUCUUCACCCCAGGUGGAUGAUAAAUAUGCAAAAUAUUUUGGUGUGGCAACGUCGUCAACGAAAUCUACUAAAAGCAACCAACAACAAGCACCACCAUUACCCAAACAACCGCCUCCCUCGUCACCAGCGCAACAGGACCAAUUUGGCCAACAAUUGGAAAAAACACCCCAGCCCCAAGUCAUGGCCAUUAAUCGUAAUGUACGCCUGUGGCAUUCCUCCGGCAGAGGCGUUAAGCGCAUGUCUUCCGUUAUAAAUGAAUUGAAAAAAUUCGAAGAUAUUGUAGUAACCGAUCGUGAGCUAAAGCUGGCUUCAAAAGAAUUCGAUAAUCUGCUGCACAAUGAUACCCUACUGAAACAUUCCUCCAAAGAAUUGGAUCGUAUUUUUUCGAGCAUAGUGUGAUCAAGAUGAUUUAUUAUCAUGAAUUAUAAAUGGAUGUGGUUCUGUUAUCCGAAGUGAUGUAUAAUUUAAAAUUUUGCAUUUUUUUAUCUUUUAAGUCACAUUUCUUUUUAAAUGUCUUCUUAAAUGUUUUACAGUCGAAAAUUGUUUUCAGUUUAACUCGUUUUUUUUUUAAGUACGAAUAACUUUUAUUUUAGUUUUCUUUCUGUGUAAUUUUUAUGUUUUUCUUUUUAUCAAAAAAAGCUCACCAGUGUAUUUAUUGUUUGCUUGCCUUAUUUUCUUAUAAAUUAUUUUAUUGUUUUAUUAUUUCGAAAAAAAAUUUUUGCAAAAAAUCCAAAAAUUUAUGCGUAAUUUUUUGGGCAAAAGGAACCAACUUUAGGUCUGAAUAAAUAGGAAGUGAGAAGACUUAAGUUUGUAUGUUAAAACUGAAACAAUUUCAAAUUAUUUACAACAACUUUAUCUCAGUUACCUGUUCUUAAUAUGGUUUAAGAAAAGCUGUUCUCUUUUGACACUGGAGUGUCAAACAACGAGGACUUUUUGAAAAAUUUUCUUGCAAAAUCUUUUUUCAAAAAUUUUUAUUGAAAUUGUAUUUUAUUGACUUUUUAUUAGUUUUGUUUUUCUUUAUAUUUUUCUUAUUUUUCCAAAUUUAUCUAAAGCUUUUCUUUUAAUUAAGAAAACGAAUUUAGUUUAAAACCUUUUUAUAAUUUUAAAUUUUCUAAAAAAAUAUUGUGUUAAAAUAGCAUUACGAAAUAGCAAUUUGUUUGGUGAAAAUGUUUAACUUAAUUAGAACUUUUUAGAAGAGCUUUAAAGUUUGAAUAUAAAAGUUGUAAAAUCUAGCUUUAAUGAAAGUAAAACUUGUUGUUAAAACUUUAGAUUUAAGAUUUUUAGCUUCAAGUUGUUGGAUCUAAAGCUUUUUAUCAAGUGAUAAAAGCAAAAGCUUUGUGAAAAAUAGGAAAGAUAAAGCUUAAAAGCUCUAGUAUUUAAAUUAAACUUUUAGUAGAGCUUUAAAGUUUCAAUAUAAAAGUUGUUUCGAUCUAAAGUUUUUCAUUAAACUUACAAAGUUUUCAGGAUCUAAUGCUUUUGAGUUCCUUGAUGCUUUUAAGUUCCUAUAAAAGUUCAGCUUAAAUGAGAGAUUUAUGAAGUAGUAGAACCUAAUACGUGAAUGCUCUGUUAAAUUACAUUCAACUUUUAGUUGAGCUUCAUAGUUUCAAUAUAAAAAUUAUGCAAUCUAAAACUUUUCAUUAAAUUUACAAAGUUUUAAAGGUUUAAUACAAAAGCUGUUGCUUUAAAACUCUGAUGAUAGCAAAACUGUUAAGCUUAAAAAAAGAGCUUUAAAAAGCAAUAGAAUUUAAUGUUUUUUUAUGAAAGAAAGCACUCAAACGCUUUGGUAUUUAAAUUAAAAGGUUUAAACUUUUAAUUGAACUUAAAGCUUUAAAAGUCUUACAAAGAGAGAUGCUUUAAAGCUCCGCUGAAAACUUUUUAAUGUGCUUGAACGUUGAUAUGACAGAUAAUACCUAAAAGCUUUGGUAUUUAAGUUAGAUUAAACUUUUAAUAGAGCUUUAACGUUUAAAUAUAAAAAUUGUUAUAUCCACAGCUUUUUUCAUUAAACUAACAAAGUUUUAAAGGUCUUUUACAAAGGGUAUUGCUUUAAAGCUCUGUUGAAAACAAAACUUGUUAUUAAACUUGAAUGAAAGCUUUGAAAUGACGGAUAAUAUUUAAAAGUUCUUUUAUUUAAAUUAUAUUAAACAUUAAAGUCUCAAUAUAUAUAUUGGUUUUCUUAGUUAAAGCAUUAAGAUUAAAAGCUGUUUAACAAAAUCUAUAUAACAAACUUUUUGUUAAACUUAAAUGAAAACUUUAAAAGCUUUUAGAAUUAAAUAUUAUAUUCAACUUUCAGUUUAGCUUUAAAGUUUUAAUAUAAACAACUAAAAGCUCUUAGAAUUACAUUUUAUAUGGAACUUUUAGUUUAACUUUAAUGAUUCAAUAUAAAAUCUCUACGAUCUAAAGCUUUUCUAAUUAAACUCUUUAAGUUGGGUUUGACUUAAAGAAAAGCUUUCUAGGUAUUACACCCUAAAGCUUGGACAUAAAAGUUACCACUUAAAAGCUCUAAUAUAUUAGACAUUAUCACCCGAUUAUUGUUUUCAAUUAUUCUAUGAAACACAAUUAUUUUUGUGAAAAAUAUUUUUUUAGUUUGCAAUGAUUUUCUCUAAAAUUUUAUUUUUCCAAAUUUUUUAUUAUUUUUUUUUUUUUUAUUUUAUAUUAUUUUAAAACAAAACUUUUCAAAAAGAUUUUAAAAGGCAUUUUAUUUUAAAGCAAAGAAGACAAAAGCCUAAAGCCUUUUCUUAACAUUCCUUAACUGCAGUUAGAUUUCGUUGUUAUGAAAUCGUUCUAUAUAACUUUUUUUUUAAACAAAUGACUUAAAUGAUUAUUUGUUAAAAACAGAAUACGUAAGAUAAAUAUUUAAUUAUUUGUUUUUGUUUAUAACUUUAAUUAAAUUUAAUUUAAAUAAGUUGUGUUAUUAAUGUAUCAGGUGCUGUUUAAAUAAUUUUAUGAUAAAAAAACCCCAUAAGCAAUUUAUAUAAAUUUAGAAAAAAAAAAAACAAAAUUAUUAAAUCCAUUUUAUAAAAAAAACGGUGAUUUUAAAACUAAAGAAAUCGAAUAUUGGGGUUUUAGUUCUAGUUAUUUUGGAACUCCGGGUAUGAAGCUAAGCUGCUGUAGUUGACACUUUAAUUUUAACAGAAACCUUAUAAAAUGGAUUUAUUUAAACUUUUAAAUUUAGCUAGAAAAUAUCGAAAUAAAAUCAUUAAAUUAAAACCCCUAAAACAUGCCAAAACCCUAAACAAAUUUUAAAUUCUAAAAAUAAAGGGUCUAAAAAACAUAUACGUUUUAUUAAAAAAAAAAAACAUAAAAUUAAUUAUAAAACAAUUUAAACUUAA